This is a messenger RNA of Setaria italica (foxtail millet), 3600 nucleotides long. Its product is annotated as putative disease resistance RPP13-like protein 3. The coding region runs from base 206 to 3319 and encodes 1037 amino acids. Gene Ontology annotation, molecular function: ADP binding. NCBI's taxonomy places the organism in Eukaryota, Viridiplantae, Streptophyta, Magnoliopsida, Poales, Poaceae. The transcript has 5 exons. Gene Ontology annotation, biological process: defense response to other organism. The record is from RefSeq and is a predicted model, not a curated record.
CCUAAACAACGCGAGCUAAUAACGCAUUAAUUGUUCCACCACUAGCUACCAUGGACAAGCUGCAUUAGUAGUGCUUGGCUCAUUCACGACAAGCUGCGCUUCAUCUUCAACUCAAUCGAAGAGCUGAACCAGAAGUAAGAUCUGAAGCACACAUUGGAGGAGCUGAAUCAGCGAGGUGUUUUUUCAACUCAAGAGCUAGCUAGGCAUGGAUCUUGUGGCUGGGGCGGUGGGCAGCGUCAUCGGCAAGCUCGGCGAGUUGCUCCAGGCGGAGUACAAGCUGCAGAAGGGCCUGCCUCAGCAAAUUGAGUCUCUGAAACAUGAGCUCGAGAGUGCGCAGACGGCUCUCAGCAAGGUGGGCGAGGUGCCACCAGAGCAGCUGGAUCCACAAGUCCGGCUCUGGGCUCGCGAGGUCAGGGAGGCGUCCUACGACAUGGAGGAUAUCCUCGACACAUUCCUCAUCAAGGUGGCUGACCCAGCUGAGAUGGAUGGCCUGCUCAAACGUCUCCAAAAGAAGAUGUCCAAGUUGUUCAACAAGAGCAAGGCGCGCCACACCAUUGCCGGCACCAUCGAGGACAUGAAGAAGCGACUCCAGGAGGUGGCUGACCGCCGUGACAGGUUCUCGGUUGCGCUGUCGCAACCUGCAUUGCCAACGAAGCCGGAUCCUCGCCUUGCGGAGAUGCACAAAGAAGCGGCGCAGCUCAUCGGCAUCGAGGAGUCCAAGGCUGAACUUACAGCCAUGCUUCUGCCGACGCCUCACGGCAAUGGAGAUUCUGACAUCUCUGGCAGCAAUAACAAGAUGAAGAUAGUUUCUGUGGUUGGAGUUGGGGGCCUGGGAAAGUCCACUCUUGCCAAGGCGGUUUACGAUGAGUUUCGUCCACGAUAUGAUUGUGGAGCCUUUCUUUCCGUUGGCCGGAAACCUGACCUGACACAAGUCUUGAAAGAAAUCUUCCUUCUUCUCAACGAAAAGGAGUACAAGGCCAUUCGUGAUGUAAAGAACGAAUCCCUGCUUAUUGGCAAACUCCGAAAAUUCCUCCAAAACAAGAGGUACUUCAUUGUUAUUGACGAUGUAUGGGACAUACCAACUUGGAAGACAAUUAAAACAGCCUUGGUUGACAAUGAUAGUGGAAGUAGAGUAAUUACAACUACUCGCAAUCGAGAUGUAGCCAGCAUGGAGGAGGUUUACAAGCUACGCACACUUUCCCUUGAUCACUCGAAGAAAUUAUUCAAAACGAGGCUUUUUGGUGUUAAUGGUGAAUAUCCUGCUAAUCACCCUGCGGAGGCAUCGGAAAAGAUUCUAAAAAAAUGUGGUGGUGUACCAUUAGCUAUCAUCACAAUGGCCAGUUUGUUGGUGGGUAAAUCAAGAGAAGAUUGGUUUGAUGUGUGCAACGCUCCUGGUUUCUAUCGUGGUAAGGUUAACCAGCAAGUAGAUGAUACUGAGUGGAUAUUGUCUCUUAGCUACUAUGAUCUGCCUUCUUAUCUAAGGACCUGCUUACUGUAUCUAAGUGUGUAUCCAGAAGACUAUGAGAUUGAGAAAGAUUCUUUGAUAUGGAAAUGGAUAGCUGAAGGUUUCGUGGAGAAGAAAAGAGGGACCAGCUUGUUUCAGCAGGGAGAGGAAUACUUCAAUCAGCUCGUAAAUAGAAGCAUGAUCCAGGUGGUCGGGUCAGAUUACAUGGGCACCAGUGUUUGUCGAGUUCAUGAUAUGGUGCUUGAUCUCAUCAGUGACUUGUCAAAUAUAGAAAACUUUGUGACUAUCUCAUCUAAUGAUAAUGAAGGAAUAUCACCACAUCAGAACAAGGUGCGCAGGUUAGCUCACCAGAAUAGAAUUAUGAAGCAAACUCAGCACGACGAUCACAUGGCACAAGUGAGGUCGCUGGUUGCCUGUAGGUGUAAUAUUGAGAGUUGGGUCUUGCAUCCAAGCUUUAAACUCAUGCGAGUGCUAGAUUUAGAGGGGUGCAGAUUCGAACUUUGGGAAGGCUGGCAGGGUCUUAAGCACCUUGGAAAUCUACUUCAUUUGAGGUACCUUGGUCUACGACAUACAUAUGGUAUUCAUGAGCUCCCGGAAGAAAUAGGAAAACUGAAGUUUCUACAGACACUUGACUUGGAAUAUUCUAGCAUAGGGGUACUGCCAUCGGGUGUUUGCCAGUUAACGCAGUUAAUCUGCCUACGUGGCAACUUCGAUACGUGCGCACCGGAUGGGUCGUUCCUGAGGAAGGUGACGUCAUUAGAGUACCUGUCUAUAUGUAUUAAUAAUUUGGAUGAGGAGUCCCAGCGGCAAUUUAUGAAGGACGUUGGCAACCUUAGCAAAGUCAGGGUGCUCAACAUUAUUAUUAACUCGUUGGAAGGGAUGGUGCUGUCAGAUCUAGUGCAUUCACUAGGCAAUCUCCACAAACUCCAGCAUCUGGAACUGACGGGUUAUAAUUAUGAAGCCGCAAUGAGGGAGUGGGACAGAGUGGUGCUUUCGCAGCAUCUCCGGCAUUUGGAUUUAGGUCCUAUACUGCUCCGUCAGCUGCCAUCAUGGAUUAGUCCCACGCAUCUCCCCGUCCUCCGCUACUUAUCAUUGUGUGUGGAUCAUAUGGAUGAGUCAAGUCUGCGAAACUUGGGUGAGUUGCCAGAGCUCCGUUUCCUCUGGUUGUCAACGGAUCGGCCGUCGAUGUCUUGCACGGUAACUAUAGCUAAUAUAAAUACUAUGGUCGAUGGCUUCUUCAAGAAGUUGAUAUGUUGCUGGUUGGAUGGCUGGAUGGUCCAGUUGGUGCUCAGUGAGGACUCCACUGGUGUUUCGUUUAGCAUCUGGAAUGGGAUGGAUGCUAUAGCCUUUGGUUCCAAAACAAAGGAUGAGUACAACAGAUCAAUAGCACCACCGCCUGUGAUGCCGAACCUCCAAGAGCUUUCGUAUGACGUUCCCGUCAGGGCCUUAUAUAAGGAUGGAAAUGGUAGCUGCGGUGAUGUCAGGCUGUCGUGCCUCCCUUCGCUUUUGAGUGUCAAAAUAUAUGUCGACUGUGAGGAUGCCUCUGCUGAUGAUGUGGAGAAGGCAGAGGCUGAGCUGAGAGAUGCAGUACAACUCCAUCCCAACAGGCCCAUAAUCAGUCUCGAACGAUGCAAACAAUCGACAUACCAAGACGGCAAAGAGUCCAACGAUGGUGAUAAUGUCCGAAACAUGGCUACUGCAAGGUCGACGACGGCAAGCAAGGUCAUCGCCAAGGCAGCUGGCCGCAUCAGCAGGCGGCACCGCGAGUUCGAGUGCCGCACCUGCGGCGUAUGCUUCGCCACGAUCAAGGCGCUCGGCGGCCACCGGACCAGACAUUUCAAUCAGAUUCUUUAACUCAUCACUUGGACCAUUCUCAAAACUGGCGAGUGAAUGUUUGGAACUUUGGAUCAUGCUGCCUUGCGGCCUUGCUUGAUCAUACUGGAGUGAGUUAAUUCCUUCGCUAACGAGAAGAUGCUUAUUUCUCAGCCUGGACUAUUCCUAAAUUUACCUUAAGCUAUGUGAUGCAUUCGUGCAUUUGCAUAUAGAUGCGAUAGAUUGCGUUAUUCCCUUAUCUUAUUAGUCUUUUAUUUUGCGGUCACCACAUGAAGGUCUCGUCUGUGUACUCCUCGAAUAUA